Messenger RNA from Arachis stenosperma, 1779 nucleotides. RefSeq names its product protein NRT1/ PTR FAMILY 5.4-like. Gene Ontology annotation, biological process: oligopeptide transport; transmembrane transport. The transcript is spliced from 7 exons. Gene Ontology annotation, molecular function: transmembrane transporter activity. Gene Ontology annotation, cellular component: membrane. The coding region runs from base 1 to 1779 and encodes 592 amino acids. The record is from RefSeq and is a predicted model, not a curated record. Lineage: Eukaryota; Viridiplantae; Streptophyta; Magnoliopsida; Fabales; Fabaceae.
AUGGAUGAUAGUAAGAAUACCAAAACCACAAAAGAGGGUGGAUGGCAUGCUGCCAUCUUCAUCACUUUUGUGGAAUUUGCAGAGUCAUUUGCUAUAACAGGAUUACGUGCGAAUUUAAUAACAUACUUAACAAAUGAACUUGAUGAGUCUCUAAGUGAAGCUACAAAGAAUAUAAACACUUGGAAUGGUGUUUUGUUACUCUUCCCUUUGUUGGGUGGCUUCAUUGCUGAUUCAUAUCUUGGUCGCUUCACCACUAUCAUCCUCUCUUCUCUCAUUUGUCUUUUGGGAAUGGUUUUGUUGACAAUAUCAGUCUCUUUAGAGAACCAUCAUGAGAAGUUAUUCUUCAUAGCUCUUUACAUAGCAUCCGUCGGCGACGGCGGCCAUCGGCCGUGCCUCCAAACUUUCGCGGCCGAUCAGUUUGAUGACGGCACGGCGGAGGAGAGAGAUACUAAGAGCUCAUUCUUCAAUUGGUGGUUCUUGACACAAAUUCUUGCCGCAAUUUCUGCUGUGUUCUUUUUAGGAUAUUUACAGGAGAAUGUUGGGUGGAAUAAGGCAAUGGCAUUGCAAACUAUUGUGUGGAUAAUUUCAUUAUCAAUAUUCUUAGUUGGAAUCAAAAGGUACAAAAAACAAAGCCCAACAGGAAGCCCAUUUACUAAUAUUGCACAAGUUUUUGUUGCGGCAUUUCGCAAACGGCACGUGAAAGCCACGCUCCACCAUGCCCACGGUGUUUCAGAGCAGCACACUGAUCAAUACAGAUUUCUGGACAAGGCAAUGAUGAUGGACGAAGAUGAAGUUUCAAGCAACGUGAAAGAUCCAUGGAGGCUAUGCACAAUGGAUCAAGUAGAAGAAGUAAAGAUUCUCCUCGGUCUCAUCCCUAUUUCACUAUCUUGUGUGAUGUUCGCCGUUGUUCAAUGCCAACUCUCCACAUUCUUCAUCAAACAAGCCACCACAAUGCAACGUUCCAUAGCACCAAAUUUCAAAAUCCCUGCCGCAUCACUUCAAGGAGUUGUUGGAAUCGUAAUCCUCUUUUGUGUUCCAAUCUACGACCGAGUUUUUGUCCCCAUUGCUAGAAAAUUCACCGGCCAACGGUCCGGCAUAACGUUUUGUCAAAGAAUCGGAGCCGGCCUAGUCCUGUCCGUACUAAACAUGGUUGUCUCGGGUUUUGUUGAGGCCAAAAGAAUUGGAGUAUGUAAUCAACAUAAUCUUAUGGACAAUCCGAACGCUGAAGUGCCAAUAAGUAUAUGGUGGCUUCUGCCACAAUAUGUUAUUAUUGGCACGUCGGAUGCGUUAACAGUGAUAGGAUUUCAAGAAUUGUACUACGAUCAGAUGCCGGAGGAAAUGAGAAGUUUGGGAGCGGCGGCACUCUCCGUUGUUUUUGGAAUCGGAAGUUUUGUUAACAAUGGGAUUAUAGCUGUUGUGGUUGCAAUCAGCUCAAGAUUUGGUGAUAAAUGGUUGCAAAACAAUCUGAAUAAGGCUCAUCUUCAUCACUUGUAUUGGAUUCUUGCUGGGUUAAGUGCUAUCAACCUGUGUGUUUAUGUGCGCAUUGCUAAUGUUUUUGUGUAUAAAAAAGUGCACAUGGUUCAGGCUGUAGAGGGCCAUCAUCCUUUUUUCUUGAAUGAGAACAACCAACUCCGAUUUCCUCUGUACUGGUUGGAGGUCUCCCCCGUUGACAAAUAUAGCCUAGAUGACUUGGAUGAGGUAGAUGAGGACGAUCAACUUUUAUUCUUUCUUUCAGAAAUGGUGAAAAGCGGGUCAAGUGUUGCUUACCAGAAAGUCUAG